Messenger RNA from Brassica rapa (field mustard), 2097 nucleotides. RefSeq names its product probable protein phosphatase 2C 75. The record is from RefSeq and is a predicted model, not a curated record. NCBI's taxonomy places the organism in Eukaryota, Viridiplantae, Streptophyta, Magnoliopsida, Brassicales, Brassicaceae. Gene Ontology annotation, molecular function: protein serine/threonine phosphatase activity; cation binding. Gene Ontology annotation, biological process: protein dephosphorylation.
AUGACCGAAAUCUACAGAACAGUUUCCACCGGACGAAGAGACGACGUUUCGCCAACUAAAUGCCGUGAGCGCCGCCGACGGAGAAUCGAGAUGCGGAGGCAAGCGGCGGUUUUCGGCGAACCAAGUUCGUCUAAGAACCGUGAAGAGACUAUCUACUCAGGCUUUGUUCCACUGAAAAAACAUGCACGGACGACGACGACGGCGGCGGAGAUGGGCGGUCUCCCGGCGGAUGUCGGAGGUGUCUUUCCUUCUCCGACUUCCUCUCACAAGAAACCGGAAGCUCUAGUUUGGAAGGGAGAAGAGGGAGACGAUGAACCUAUGUACGGAGUAGUUUCGGUGAUGGGGAGAUCACGUAAGAUGGAAGAUACGGUUACUGUUAAACCGAGUUUAUGUGAACCGGAGAUUAACCAGCAAAAACCGGUUCAUUUCUUCGCUGUUUACGAUGGUCAUGGCGGUUCUCAGGUGUCAACAUUGUGCAGCACGACGAUGCACACGUUAGUAAAGGAAGAGCUGGAGCAACCAGGUUGCAAGCUCGAAGGGGGAGGAAACGACGUCGUGGAGGAGAAAUGGCGGGGAGUGAUGAGGAGGAGUUUCGAGAGGAUGGAUGAGCUGGCUAUGGGGACGUGCAUGUGUAGGACCACUGCGUCUCUUUGCCACUGCGACCCAAGGGAAGCUGCGAUUUCGGGUUCUACUGCGGUUGCUGCGGUUUUGACGAAUGGGAAUGUUGUUGUAGCCAAUACUGGUGACUCACGUGCGGUGUUGUGUCGGAAUGGAAUGGCUAUUCCUCUAAGUAAUGAUCAUAAGCCGGAUAGACCAGACGAGCGUGCGAGGAUUGAAGCAGCUGGUGGUCGAGUUUUAGUGGUGGACGGAGCUAGAGUUGAAGGAAUCUUAGCCACGUCGAGGGCUAUAGGGGAUAGGUAUCUAAAACCAAUGGUAGCAUGGGAGCCAGAAGUAACCUUCAUGAGAAGGGAACCUGGUGAUGAAUGCUUAAUAUUAGCGAGCGAUGGCCUCUGGGACGUGCUCUCAAGUCAGCUAGCUUGCGACAUAGCUAGAUUUUGUCUCCGUGAAGAUGCUCCCUCGGGACUUGAUUUGAACGAAACGGCUACGGAAGAUGACAAUGAAGGACAAGGAUCAUCAGGACAGAAUCCUUCAAGGAGUGUGUUAGCUGCAACGUUACUUACGCGGUUGGCUUUGGGUAGACAAAGCAAUGACAAUAUAAGUGUGAUUGUCAUUGAUCUAAAGAAUAGCCCUCCAUAGUACUUGAUGCCAAGGAAUAAGAAAUGGUGAUAUGGCGAUGCGCCUUAAUUAGUUCAAGGGUUUAGCGCUUGUCUCUUGUUUUGUUAUCAAUUGGGCGUACGAAACAUUAACAACGGCGAAUGUGAAGAAGCGAGAAGAAUGGUUUGGACUUCGGGCAUGGACUAUAUAAGGUUCUAUUGUCGUUUUACUAAUAAAAUACAAAUAGUUAAACUUUGAAAAUCUGCUCUCUAAUUGAUGUGGGUUUGUGCAACCAUCUUGAAGUUAUUAGUUAAUUAGUUGGCAUGUGUUUUUACCAAAUUAAUAAAAUAUCAAUGUAGUGCGUUGGGUUGGCGUUUAAGUUCCAUUUGACGCCGGUCUAGACGUAGGCGUCAAUGUACUGUAAAGAUGCUUGAAUUAAGCUAUUAUUUUCUCAAUGGUUAAAUAAACAUUGAAGUAUUAAAGUUAGACUAUACAUCGUGUAGUUUAGUUUAUGGUAAUACCGUUGCUGUGUCACUAUGCAGACUAGAUUAAAGAAAGCAGAUAAAACAAUUUGAGCAAGCCUGACGAAUACCAUGUUCGAAUCUUAAUCAAAAACAAAGCUCUGGAAUCAAGAAUUGUCUCUUUAAAGUUAAAAAGCCGGAGUGGAGAGAAUGUUCAUAAGAAAUAUUCUCAUUUCCUUUUGUUCUUUUCUUUUUGGGCCAUUAUCUGAACCAAGAAUCGUCUCAGUGUUCGUGUCGCACUUUUCUUUGAAUCAUGAUUGUGUUUGUGGGCCUUGGGGCUUUACUCUACGUCUUAUUUUGUUUCAAGAGUAUUGGACCACAAAAAGAGUAAGAAUCAAGAAUCUUGUUUUUUCUUUUGUAA